Diuraphis noxia (Russian wheat aphid) is the source of this 559-nucleotide messenger RNA. RefSeq names its product glucose-6-phosphate 1-dehydrogenase Zw (gene Zw). The record is from RefSeq and is a predicted model, not a curated record. Gene Ontology annotation, cellular component: cytosol. Gene Ontology annotation, biological process: glucose metabolic process; pentose-phosphate shunt, oxidative branch. Lineage: Eukaryota; Metazoa; Arthropoda; Insecta; Hemiptera; Aphididae. Gene Ontology annotation, molecular function: NADP binding; glucose-6-phosphate dehydrogenase activity.
UUUGAUGCAGCGUUGAAUGAACGAAAGGCGGAAAUCCGAAUUCAAUAUCAUGAUGUGCCUGGUGACAUAUUUGGUGGAGUUCUGAAAAGAAACGAACUUGUCAUUCGCGUCCAACCAGAUGAAGCCGUAUACAUUAAGAUGAUGACUAAGCGACCUGGUAUUGGAUUUGAAAUGGAAGAAACUGAAUUGGACUUAACUUAUAAUAGUCGUUAUAAGAAUGUUAAGUUACCAGACGCCUAUGAACGAUUGAUAUUGGAUGUUUUUUGUGGUUCUCAAAUGCACUUUGUGCGUGCUGAUGAGCUCUCCGAGGCUUGGCGUAUAUUUACCCCUCUUCUCCAUGAAAUUGAAUUGACUCACCCUGAACCAACACCAUACGAAUAUGGUACUCGUGGACCUAAUGAAGCUGAUGAUCUUUCUCUUGCCAAUAACUUCAAAUAUUAUGGAUCUUACAAAUGGGUGAAACCUCACACUUAGUUCAUCCUUCAAAUAUUGUUUUGGAACAAUAUAUUUAUAUAUUUGUUAAWCUAGCAUAAUAAUAUGUACUUGUAUAAUUGCCUAU